AUGGAAAAUCAAAUUGUCCAAGAACAAAAUGAUCUAUCAAUUAAAGAGAGCACAGCACAACCCAAUCCCCCAGUAGAAUUAGACAAAACUGACGAGAAAGAAAAUCCAAAUAAUACUGAAUUGCCUGAGAUGUCAAACCAAACUGCUGAUGCUAACUCAAUAAACAAUUCAUCAUUGAUAACAUCAUCUAUUACCACAAAAACAAAAUCACCAAAUAUUGAGGAGGGACAAUUUGAUAUUUUGUCAUUGGUGCCAACAAACGUUAUUCCAUGUAUUAAUCUUAAUGAUUUAGCAUUUAAAAAUGGAGUUAUGGAUGAAAGGCAAGUUGAUGAUAACGAACGUUAUAAUCUUUCACGAUCAGUAACACUUCGAAUUGAAACUGCAAUACAAAGAUUCAAAGAUACUCGUAAAUUUUCUUCAACUCGUAACCAAGUAUUUAGUUCUUAUCUUCGUUUUGGAGGAGUCAAGACAGGUCAAAAUUCAUUUUUAGGUCAACAGGAUAUCGAAGAUCCAGAAGCCACCAGUGAAGACAUUACUAUGAGAAAAUCAACAGACUUUAUUCAAGAUGAUGGCGAUGAAGAUGAGGAUGAAAUAAUAGUAGAUUUUACAUACGUAGUUAAGGCUUAUUUAUCUAGUUAUUUUAUCGAUAAAUCAGGCUAUGUGCAAUUAGAACAAUUUCGUGAAGCACCUUUAGUUGUGUCAUCAUUUUUAAAUUAUUUAGUUAGACAUAAUGUGUGCCCAGAAUACUCUGAGGAUAUAUCAAGGGCAAUGGAAUUUACUGAACGUGCUAAAAUAGAGUUGCCAAAUUGUAAAAGUCUAGCAUUGACCGCUUUUCACAAAUUUAAUAAGGCAUGUUCUAUAUUGUAUGGUGGUGAAUUAUAUGGUAUUUUCGAUGAUCCUUGGGAUUUAGAAAAUGUUAUAAAGUAUAUGAAAAUCUCUUUAAGUGAAGCCAAAGAAAUUAUUAAUAAAGCAUUUGGAGAAGAUGCUUUAAAAGAUGGAAAUCUUUACCGCGUUGAAUCAGCCACAAGAAAAGCACUUAAAGUGGAAAUAAUUGAUAUAGAAAAACUACCAGAAAAGAAAUCAAGCGAUCAAUCUUUAAAAGAUGAUAAAGAUUAUAAAAAAGUAGACGAAAAAGUCGAUAAGAAAGAUGAUGAUAUGAAAAAUGAUGAGAAGAAUGAUGAGAAGAAUGAUGAGAAAAAUGAAGAUAAAGUUGAUAAGAAUGUUGAAAAGACAGAUGAUGAUAUGAAAAUUGAAGAGAAUGAUGAAAAGAAAGUUGAUGAGAAAGUUGAAAAGAAAGUUGAUGAGAAAGUUGAUGAUGUGAAAAUCGAAGAGAAUGAUGAUAUGAAAGUUGAUGAGAAAAAUAAGAAGAAAAUUGACAAGAAAGUUGAUAUGGAAGUUGAUGAGAAAGUUAAAAAGGAAGUUGACGAGAAAGUCAACGAUGCGAAAGUUGAUGAAAAAGUCGAUGACGUGAAAAUUGAAGAGAAUGGUGAUAAGAAGGUUGAUAUGAAAGUUGAUAUGAAAGAUGAUAAUAAAGAUAAGAAAGAUGAUAAUGCAAUCAAUGAAGAUGACAAAGAUAAUAAAGGUGAUAAUCCAAUUAAUAAAAAUAAGAAAGAUGACGAGAAAGAUCAUAAGAACGAUUCAUCAUCAUCUGCGUCUAAUGAUGUCAACAAUACUAAAACAGCACCAAAAACCAAUGAUUCUUUAGAUGAUGAUAAAGAUAACAAAACCGAUGAUGGAAUAAAACUUUACAGAAUGACAGUUAGAACAUGCGAAGAACCAAUCGUAGAAACAUUUGAUGUUCAUAUUGAUUUUGAGACUUUGCAAUAUGCAAUGGUUGGAAUGACUGUAAUAGCUGAUUUUCAUCAAUUGUCAAAUGGGUGGUGGUAUUAUGAUAAUUAA
Messenger RNA from Entrophospora sp. SA101, 1899 nucleotides. The record is from the annotation of a GenBank genome assembly. NCBI's taxonomy places the organism in Eukaryota, Fungi, Glomeromycota, Glomeromycetes, Entrophosporales, Entrophosporaceae.